Papaver somniferum (opium poppy) is the source of this 1729-nucleotide messenger RNA. Its product is annotated as 60S ribosomal protein L4-like. Gene Ontology annotation, molecular function: structural constituent of ribosome; RNA binding. NCBI's taxonomy places the organism in Eukaryota, Viridiplantae, Streptophyta, Magnoliopsida, Ranunculales, Papaveraceae. Gene Ontology annotation, biological process: translation. The coding region runs from base 71 to 1291 and encodes 406 amino acids. The record is from RefSeq and is a predicted model, not a curated record. Gene Ontology annotation, cellular component: cytosolic large ribosomal subunit; ribosome. The transcript has 2 exons.
CUACUAUAUAAUAAAAAAAAGAAAACAAAAAUCCUCCUUUCUUCUCUCAAAUCAAACCUAUCAAUCAACAAUGGCAGCAGCAGCGGCAAGACCUUUAGUUUCGAUCCAGAACUUGGAUGGAGACAUGUCUACCGAUGGAGGAAACACACUUCCAUUACCAGAUGUAAUGAAAGCAUCAAUCCGUCCAGAUAUCGUCAAGUUUGUUCAUGCCAACAUGUCGAAAAACAGUCGUCAACCAUACGCAGUUAGUCGCAAAGCAGGUCAUCAAACAUCAGCUCAAUCAUGGGGAACUGGUCGUGCUGUUUCUCGUAUUCCUCGUGUACCUGGUGGUGGUACUCAUCGUGCUGGUCAAGGAGCUUUUGGUAACAUGUGUAGAGGCGGUAGGAUGUUUGCUCCUACACGAAUCUGGAGAAGAUGGCAUCGUAAGAUCAAUGUUAAUCAGAAGAGGUAUGCUAUUGUUUCAGCUUUGUCUGCUUCUGCUGUUCCUUCAAUCGUUUUAGCUCGUGGUCACACUAUUGAAGGUGUACCUGAACUGCCUUUAGUUGUUAAUGAUUCCAUCGAAGGUGUUGAAAAAACUAAUGCUGCUAUUAAGGUUUUGAAACAACUUGGUGCUUAUGCUGAUGCUGAAAAGGUUAAGGACAGUGAGAAGAUCAGACCAGGUAAAGGUAAAAUGAGGAACCGACGUUAUGUUUCUAAGAAAGGUCCUUUGAUUGUUUAUGGUACUCAAGGAACCAAGAUCGCAAAAGCAUUUAGAAACAUUCCUGGUGUUGAGCUUGCUAAUGUGGAGAGACUUAACUUGCUGAAACUUGCACCUGGUGGUCAUCUUGGUAGGUUUAUUAUUUGGACUAAAUCAGCAUUUGAGAAAUUGGAUUCGAUCUAUGGGUCUUUUGAGAAAUCUAGUCAGAAGAAGAAAGGAUAUGUUUUACCUAGAUCAAAGAUGGUUAAUGCUGAUCUUGCUAGAAUUAUUAACUCUGAUGAAGUCCAGUCCGUUGUUAGACCUAUUAAGAAGGAUUCAAAGAGAGCACCAAUGAAGAAGAAUCCUUUGAAGAAUUUGAACACUCUUUUGAGAUUGAAUCCGUAUGCUAAGACUGCUAGGAGGAUGGCUCUUCUUGCUGAAGCUCAACGUGUUAAAGCUAAGAAGGAGAAGCUUGAGAAAAAGAGGACCAACAUUUCCAAGGAGGAAUCUGCUGCAAUCAGGGCUGCAGGAAAGGCGUGGUACCAAACUAUGAUCUCAGACAGUGAUUACACCGAAUUUGAUGUUUUCCAGAAGUGGCUUGGAGUGUCUCAGUGAUUCUCUUGCAGUUUCAUGAUUCAAUCAGGGCUGCAGGAAAGGUGUAGGUACCAAACUAUGAUCUCAGACAGUGAUUACACCGAAUUUGAUGUUUUCCAGAAGUGGCUUGGAGUGUCUCAGUGAUUCUCUUGCAGUUUCAUGAUUCUUGGAUAAGGGGAUAUUCCUGAACACUUGCAUUUCCUGUUGAACUAAUUUUGUUUUAUUUUUAACUGGUAUUGUAUCAAGUGAAAGAGAAUCUAACUUCUCUGCGCUUAAGCUAGCUAAGGAUGGGUCUAAUACUUCAAUUUAGACCAGAGGGGUUUCCUAAUACUUCAAUUUAGAUUUAGUCAGUGAUUUCUUCUGGAUAAAAAGUCUUCUUCAGAUUUGUUGAAGGAAGAACUGGUUUUAUGUUCUGUUUUUAUAUCUGUGAUUAUUGAUGGAGUUUUGUUUGAUCGAGCA